This is a messenger RNA of Fusarium verticillioides 7600, 974 nucleotides long. RefSeq names its product 60S ribosomal protein L32. The record is from RefSeq and is a predicted model, not a curated record. Gene Ontology annotation, biological process: translation. Gene Ontology annotation, cellular component: cytosolic large ribosomal subunit; ribosome. Gene Ontology annotation, molecular function: structural constituent of ribosome. The coding region runs from base 134 to 526 and encodes 130 amino acids. The transcript is spliced from 5 exons. Lineage: Eukaryota; Fungi; Ascomycota; Sordariomycetes; Hypocreales; Nectriaceae.
CUCGUUAGGGCACUGCACGUGAACACUACGAGCAUUGUGAGCCGGACUGCCCACCUUGACAAAUUUUCGUGCGUCUAACAACUCACAGCCGAAGUUCAACGUUCUACUAACCGUCCCCUGUGCAGUCGUCAGAAUGGUUGCCGCUAAGCACGUCAAGAUCGUCAAGAAGCGCACGAAGCGCUUCGAGCGUCACCAGAGUGAUCGCUUCAAGUGUGUCGACCCCAGCUGGCGCAAGCCCAAGGGUAUCGACAGCCGUGUCCGACGACGAUUCCGCGGCACCAUUGCCAUGCCCUCUAUCGGCUAUGGCUCCAACAAGAAGACCCGCUACAUGACCCCCUCCGGCCACAAGGCUUUCCUCGUCAGCAACGUCAACGAUGUCGAGCUUCUCCUUAUGCACAACCGAACCCACGCUGCCGAGAUUGCCCACAACGUCUCGUCGAGGAAGCGAGUUGACAUCAUUGCCCGCGCCAAGCAACUGGGUGUCAAGGUCACCAACCCCAAGGCGAAGGUUACCACCGAGGUUUAAAAGGAAAGGGAUCGGUUAUUGGGCUGCUUUACGGUUAUGCAUCGGAAAGGGGUUUGCGUUACUUGCGGUUCUGGCACAUAGCUCCAUGGCAUGCUAGAGAAUAAAAAAACGCGCCGUUGAACGACAAUGAUAUCUGGCAUCAACUGCUUGAGUAGCAAAUUCUCUUUUGAGUUGGAAGUGACAUGAAAUAUAUGUCUGAUCCGCUCGAAGCUGAUGAGGUCUCUGAUGGAGGCACGGGUGAAGGGUGAACAUAUUGUGAAUUGUGGAUGAGACCAUGAAAAUAAACAAGACUCCCUCUGAGGGCCCCAUCUGCUCCCCCAAAGUCCUCGAAAUGUUGACCGUUUUACAUUUGCAGCGAAGAUUGAUUAUGACGUUGGUGCCUACGCAAGCCAGAUUCGAUUGCAAUAGGCCGCAAGGCUAGAAAAUCCUGUGGGUGUCUUCCCUGGCU